Molecule: messenger RNA, 2019 nt
Organism: Carassius auratus (goldfish)
Lineage: Eukaryota; Metazoa; Chordata; Actinopteri; Cypriniformes; Cyprinidae
Gene: caly
Product: calcyon neuron-specific vesicular protein
Exons: 5
Coding region: 25-657 (210 amino acids)
Biological process (GO): endosomal transport; clathrin coat assembly
Cellular component (GO): membrane; endosome
Molecular function (GO): clathrin light chain binding
Source: RefSeq, a predicted model, not a curated record
CAUCAUACAGCAGCGACGGAGCGGAUGCGCUUCCACACACACACACACACACACACACACACACAUCGCCAUAACAACAGUAGCUCUCCAUCAGCAUCGGCAGGACAACCGCAGAAGCAAAGCAAUAUGGUGAAACUAGGCAGUAACCUGGUAGACAAGAUGGAGAGACAGCCAUCGGUGGAGGACGGUUUCGACAACAUCCCCCUCAUCACUCCGCUGGAGGUCGGCCAGUUACAGCAGCCUUUCCCUGAUAAGGUGAUUGUGAAAACCACCGCAGAGUAUCAGCUGAAGGAGAAGAAGAGGAGGCUGUAUGUGCCGAGCAUCAAGAAGCUAAACAUAAACCUUUAUGAUGAGAUGUCAGAGAAGCUCAAGCUGACUGGGUUGAUUAUUAUCACCUUGGCGUUCCUGGCAUGUCUGCUGCUGUUGGUCAUGUACAAAGCGCUGUGGUAUGAUCAGCUCGGCUGCCCUGAGGGCUUCGUUCUCCAGCACAGACACUGCACCCCGUCCACUCUGGAGAUGUACUACCCUGAGCAGAACUCCAGGGGCAGCUUGUACACCGCCAUGACCCACCUCAACCAGGCCAAGAAGAACAUCCCAGAGCUGUCCCCUCCCUGGAUGCCAGUCAUGAAGGACGAGGUGAACCACUCCGAGAAAUAAGGGGGCGACAAAGGGUCGCAGUGUUUUCACUUUAGAGGGUUUGUGAAGAUGGAAUCCACAUAAUAUUGAUGAUCAAGUCAGUCUGAAGGCGUUUUAUGUGUGUAUUUUGUUUAAAAUGGGGAUUUGGUGUCGAAUUACUAUUUAGAUGAACUGUGACACACAUAAAUGUCUAUGAAGUGAAGGUUUCAAGGUUUCUACUUUGUCACCCUCUGCAAUACAAAUGCUUUCACCCUCUCUGAAAUCUGCUCACGAUACUCUAUAUCCGUUUAGAAAAAAUCCAGACACUGAAGCUCAUCCGUAUACGUUUUAAAUGUCACUAUGCCACUUUUUUGAUGGCACGUCUCACUGUGGCAUUGUAGGUUUAGUCGUGCUGCUUGUAAUUCUGCGAAGUUUGUUAGGCGUUAGUUCUCGCUUCAUUUGGAGUCAUUUAUCUUAGUGUAAUGAACUGUGCAUUGGCUGUGAAUUGUGUUCUAAUGAACUGCAAUGCAACUGAGAAACAAGUGCAUUGGCAAGAAAAAGCAUUCCAAAAACUCUGAUCUUUUUUCCCUUAAAUCAACUAACUACUGAAUGGUUGUCUUAAAGCAACGUGUCUUUGAUUUAAAUGAGAAAAGUGAGUAUUAAACUGGAGUUUUUGUUUCCUUUUUUGUACAUUUUACAAAAUGAGAAAAUCGAAAUGAGGAAAGCUCAUAAGUAUGAAAUGAUUGGUGCAAAAAGUACAUUUUAUACACAUUUGCAUGCAUUAUUUGUUCACAAAACUCCACAGUAUGCUAGAAUUUAAAUUAAAGUGUAAGAUUUGAAUGUAGACUGGAGUAAUGGUAAACUAUUUUUUAAGUGUUAGAAAAAUCAUUUUUGUGUUUGUUUGUGUGCUGAAACAUUUACACACUAAGCACCAGCAGCCAUUUAAAUGUUUAUUAAUGUAGUAAAUUAUUAAAAAAGUUGAAGAAUGUGAUACCGCCUCAUGAAGGUGAGUGACCUUUGAAUUGUUUUUGUGUACAUUUAUCACUUCUAAAGCAAAUGAAUCCCAGCUGAAUGUAUAAAAGCAGAUUCAAACCUGUUUCCCCUUCUGUUACCCGUUUGUUCAUCUACUGUGUUUUAUAUUUAUCUAUUGUGAUCUGCAUUUUUUUUUCCCAGUUGCUAUAAAUGUGGAUAUCCAAUGUGUAUUUAUUAUUUAUGUAUUUCUCUUAUUUAUGUGACUGGUGCUGGAAGGAUGAAUUGGAAGUUCUUGUAAGGUGCAGAAGGUCAAAUCAUAAACCCUUCAGUAUUAGUCAUUUGUGUGUGUGUGUGUGUGUGUGUGUGUGUGUGUGUGUGACAAACAUUCAUGUGUCCUCAAUGGAUAAUAACAGAAUAAAGGUUUCAAUAUUC